Salpingoeca rosetta is the source of this 2157-nucleotide messenger RNA. RefSeq names its product heat shock protein 70kDa. Bases 19 to 1953 code for a protein of 644 amino acids. The transcript has a single exon. The record is from RefSeq and is a predicted model, not a curated record. NCBI's taxonomy places the organism in Eukaryota, Choanoflagellata, Craspedida, Salpingoecidae. Gene Ontology annotation, cellular component: plasma membrane; cytoplasm; cytosol. Gene Ontology annotation, molecular function: ATP binding; misfolded protein binding; heat shock protein binding. Gene Ontology annotation, biological process: protein refolding; vesicle-mediated transport; cellular response to unfolded protein.
ACCCGAGACGCAAAGAAGAUGCCAGCCAUCGGAAUUGAUCUGGGCACGACGUACUCGUGCGUCGGCGUGUUCCAGCACGGCAAGGUUGAAAUUAUCGCCAACGACCAGGGCAACCGCACCACGCCCAGCUAUGUUGCCUUCACGGACUCUGAGCGCCUGAUUGGCGACCCGGCCAAGAACCAGGUGGCCAUGAACCCAAGCAACACCGUCUUCGACGCCAAGCGCCUCAUCGGCCGCAAGUUCAACGAGUCGUCCGUGCAGAGCGACAUGAAGCACUGGCCCUUCACCGUCGUCGAGGUCGACGGCCGCCCCAAGAUCCAGGUCGAGUACAUGGGCGAGACAAAGCAGUUCUUCCCCGAGGAGAUCUCCUCCAUGGUCCUCGUCAAGAUGAGGGAGAUUGCCGAGGCCUACCUCGGCUCCGAGGUCAAGGACGCCGUCGUCACCGUCCCCGCCUACUUCAACGACUCCCAGCGCCAGGCCACCAAGGACGCAGGCACCAUUGCCGGCCUCAACGUCCUCCGCAUCAUCAACGAGCCCACGGCCGCCGCCAUCGCCUACGGCCUCGACAAGAAGGGCCAGAAGGAGGCCCACGUCCUCAUCUUCGAUCUCGGUGGCGGCACCUUCGAUGUGUCCGUCCUGUCCAUCGACGACGGCAUCUUCGAGGUCAAGUCCACUGCCGGUGACACCCACCUUGGCGGCGAGGACUUUGACAACCGCAUGGUCAACCACUUUGUGACCGAGUUCAAGCGCAAGCACAAGAAGGACCUCACCUCCAACAAGCGCGCCCUGCGCCGUCUCCGCACCGCCUGCGAGCGCGCCAAGCGCACCCUCUCGGCCUCCACCCAGGCCAACAUUGAGAUUGACUCGCUCUUCGAGGGCGUCGACUUCUACACCUCCAUCACCCGCGCCCGCUUCGAGGACCUGUGCGCCGACCUCUUCCGCGGCACCCUCGAGCCCGUCGAGAAGGCCCUGCGCGACGCCAAGCUUGGCAAGGGCGAGAUUGACGAGGUCGUCCUCGUUGGCGGCUCCACCCGCAUCCCCAAGAUCCAGAAGCUGCUGCAGGACUUCUUCAACGGCAAGGACCUGAACAAGAGCAUCAACCCCGACGAGGCCGUCGCCUACGGUGCCGCCGUCCAGGCCGCCAUCCUCUCCGGCGACAAGUCCGAGGAGGUGCAGGACCUCCUCCUGCUCGAUGUCGCCCCGCUCUCACUCGGUCUGGAGACGGCCGGCGGUGUCAUGACGUCUCUCAUCAAGCGCAACACCACCAUCCCCACCAAGACCUCCCAGACCUUCACCACCUACUCCGACAACCAGCCCGGUGUGCUGAUCCAGGUGUACGAGGGCGAGCGCUCCAUGACCAAGGACAACAACCUCCUCGGCAAGUUUGAGCUGUCCGGCAUUGCCCCCGCCCCACGCGGCGUGCCCCAGAUUGAGGUCACCUUCGACAUUGAUGCCAACGGCAUCCUCAACGUGUCUGCGCAGGACAAGGCCUCUGGCAAGUCGAACAAGAUCACCAUCACCAACGACAAGGGCCGCCUGUCCAAGGACGAGAUUGAGCGCAUGGUGCAGGAGGCCGAGAAGUACAAGGCCCAGGAUGAGGCCAUGAAGGAGAAGGUCAACGCCAAGAACGGCCUCGAGUCGUACGCCUUCAACCUCAAGUCCACGGUCGACGACGAGAAGUUCAAGGACAAGAUCAGCGACGACGACAAGAGCACCAUCAAGGCCAAGUGCGACGAGGUCCUCGCCUGGCUCGACUCCAACCCGUCUGCGGAGAAGGACGAGAUUGAGCACCAGCAGAAGGAGCUCGAGGGCGUUGCCAACCCCAUCAUGAGCAAGCUGUACGCCGAGGGUGGUGCUCCUGGCGGCGGUAUGCCCGGUGGCAUGCCCAACCAGGGUGGCCCACCACCUUCCACGGACCAGACCUCUGGCCCCACCAUCGACGAGGUCGACUAAGCAUCAUCAUCGUGAGGUGCUGACCCCCCCCCCUCGGCCUCACUCUCUGCGGCUGUGUCCGUGUGCUUUCCCUACCUUGAAACGUGCCACCCUUAUGUUUUUUUGUUUUUUCGUUUUUCCUUUGAUUCAUUCAACACCACUACUGCACCUCCCUGUUUUGUGUUUUGGUUUUGCCUCCUGCACGCAUGCUUGCAAGCACAUUGU